AUGGCCAGGCUGAUCCAGCACCCGCAGAGCUGCCGCCCGGCGGAUGCGUGCCGAAAGCCUCGCACCGUCCCCACAAAGGAUGGGGCGUUUAACAACCCCUUCUCUCCUACAACAGGCUUUGAUUUGGCUGAUUACUUUGACACCCCUCUGGAGCCUACCACCAAACCAGCCAAGCCGACGCUGAAACCCUUCCCCAGGCCGGACAAGCCAGACAACAGCUUUCGGGAUGUCAUCCGCACCACCACGACCAAGCAGCCAAAAACUACAAGGGCCCCCCCCAAGCAUAACCCAGCAAAGGAUCCUAUGGAUUUUGACUUGUCUGAUGCCCUUGAUGAUAAGAACGAUGGGAAAGGUGCUGGGAGGCCGGACAUAAGACCAGGUGAAGCAUUUUCAGACGACGAUCUGGCCAGCAUUGUGGAUGGCGGCUACAGCCCGGAUGAGAAGAAAGUGGCGGAGACGGGGACCAUCGCCGGCAUCGCCAGCGCCCUGGCCAUGGCACUCAUCGGGGCCGUCUCCAGCUACAUCUCCUACCAGCAGAAGAAGUUCUGCUUCAGCAUCCAGCAGGGACUUAACGCGGAAUACGUGAAAGGAGAAAACAUGGAAGCUGUCGUAAGCGAGGAGCCCCAAGUUAAAUAUUCAGUACUGGAAACGCAGUCAGCAGAACCACCAAAACAAGACAGCGCGAAGAUGUAA
Molecule: messenger RNA, 693 nt
Organism: Charadrius vociferus (killdeer)
Lineage: Eukaryota; Metazoa; Chordata; Aves; Charadriiformes; Charadriidae
Gene: CD99L2
Product: CD99 molecule-like 2
Exons: 7
Coding region: 1-693 (230 amino acids)
Source: RefSeq, a predicted model, not a curated record